Messenger RNA from Punica granatum (pomegranate), 747 nucleotides. NCBI's taxonomy places the organism in Eukaryota, Viridiplantae, Streptophyta, Magnoliopsida, Myrtales, Lythraceae. The record is from RefSeq and is a predicted model, not a curated record.
AUCCCCAAUUUGGCAAUUACAAGCCCUAAUUGCGAUUCAGCACCCCCAAAUUCGAAACCCUAACUCCAAUUGCAAAUCUAGUGCAGAGGAAAGAAGAGGUUCGCGGCAUUGCAGGAAGAAGUUCGAGGCUAGGUAGUCGAUUUACAGUUCAAUUGCAGAGGAAUGAAGAAGAUCGAGGCUGACCACUCCAAUUACAGUGGAGAACGACGUUCGAGGCUUUGGAGGAAGAAGUUGGAGGUUGGACACUCGAAUUAUAGCUCAAUCGUUGAGGAAGGAAAAAGUUCCAGUUCUGGCUUGGGCAACUCCGGUAGCUUGGGUACGUCAGGCAGCUUGGGCACUUCUGGCAGCUUGGGCACCUCAGGGAGCUCAGGCUUCUGUAGGGUUGGUAUCUCAGGUACUUUGGGUGGGGAUGGGAUCUCGGGCAUUGGCAGGGAAGGGAUUUCAGGUUUGGGCAGGGUUGGAAUAGAGGGAAACUCAGGCUUGGGCAAUUCAAGGAUCUUGGGAAGCUCAGUGUCUAGAAGGCGAUGGGAAGCGAGCACCCCAUUUCCGCUUAUCAAGCACUAGCCGAUGAACAAGAAAGGACAAAGGACUGAUUUUGGUUGAAUCACCAUAGCAGAGGAAUCGAGUUCUUGAGUCUUUGUCUAGAGAAGGUUUAAUGUUAGGAGAAUUUUGAGAAUUUUGGAAUGGCAAAGGACGGCAACGGCGCCGUUUUUGGCAAUUUAUGGGUCAUUAACAGAGUUAAGUCCA